Messenger RNA from Magallana angulata, 2268 nucleotides. RefSeq names its product eukaryotic translation initiation factor 4H-like. Lineage: Eukaryota; Metazoa; Mollusca; Bivalvia; Ostreida; Ostreidae. Bases 9 to 878 code for a protein of 289 amino acids. The transcript has 7 exons. Gene Ontology annotation, molecular function: RNA binding. The record is from RefSeq and is a predicted model, not a curated record.
UUCACAACAUGGCCGAGUAUGGAAAUGACAAUGGGGACCGAUACGGAGGAGGAGGUGGUGGGGGUGGGGGCUACGGUGGGGGAGGACGUCGAGGAGGCAGGAGCCAGGAGAAGAAACCAUUACCAACAGAACCACCUUUCACGUGUUACGUAGGAAAUUUACCUCAAGGGCUUGUUCAAGGAGACUUAGAAGUCAUUUUCAAACACUUGCGGGUUCGUAGUGUGCGUCUAGUCAGAGAUAAGGAGACAGAUAAAUUCAAAGGAUUCUCUUAUGUAGAAUUUGAAGAUAUUGAAUCUCUCAAGGAAGCCCUCACAUAUGAUGGAGCAUUAUUUGAAGAUAGGAAUAUUCGAGUGGAUAUAGCUGAGGGCAGAAAUAAAGAUAAAAAUCAAGGAUUCCGUGGGAGAGGAGGAGGAGAAAGAGGAGGUUUUAGAGGACGCGGUGGUCGUGGAGGUGGGGGCCGGGGUGGCUUCCAGGACCGAGGGGGAGAUAAUUGGGGCGGUGACAGAGGAUACUCAGACCGAGGAAGCUAUGGCAGGGGAGGAGGAGGAGGAGGAGGUUUCAGGGGAGACUUUGGGGGUGGUAGAGGCCGGCAGGAUGGCUUCGGUGGCAGAAAUCAGAAUGGGUUUAGUGGCCGCCCAAGACAAAGACAGAACAGUGGUGGUCCCUCAGAAGAAUUAAGAGAACCUUCACCAGAAAGUGCUGCUCAGCGCCCAAGAUUAAAACUUUUACCAAGAAGUGUUAAAGAACCAGUGGCUGCUCCCGCAAGUAUGUCUAGAAAUGCCAGCAUAUUUGGUACGGGUAAGCCCAGGGAUGCGGUAGAUGAUGCAGAUGUUCCCGCUGACCGCAGUCGAACAACAAGUGAAAACAGCAACAAUUAGCUACAUAAGAAAAACUCAUUAACCAAUCGAUUGUAAAUAUUGUACUUUUCCCCUUUUUUACAGGUACAGUUGAUACAUUUUUUUUUAUAUAAAUUGGAAAGAAAUUUGUAUCACAUUUUUUGUCUCUAUUUUUAAAUAAAAGUGUUUUUUUUUUUGUUUUUUUGUUUUUUUGCUGAUUUUGUACAAUAAAUCAGAUAGUUUGUGGAAAAAAGAUGCGAUAUUGUUCUAUUGUUAAUUUCUAUUGCAGAUAUUAUGUUUACUCUUACCUGUGUGAAAUGAAUUGUUGCAUUCAAGGUUUGUAAGUAGUAAAAGACAUUACUGUUUACCCCUAGGAAUGGUUCUCAUCACCUUGGAUACAUUUCAUGCCAAAAGUGUUACUGCAGUAAUCACGACUAUUGACUAUACAGUAUACUGAUAAGAGACAUGUUUUCUUUUGGAAUGAAUUGCCAAUGCCUAGCUUUCAUUGUUUUUAGGUUUUUUCUUUUUUUUAAGAAGUAUAAUACAUAUAUCACCAUUUCCUUUGUUUGGACACAUAUAUUUAUAAUCUUAUUUACAUUUUAUUAUUAAUUUUUUUGUUUGAAUGAAAAAUUGUAGUUUAACAAGACAUGACGGAAUUAAGUUAAAUAAAAAGUUAUAGAACAUUAUUAAGUUUCAAUUCAAACCACUAGGAAAUUUUUUUCAUUAGGGUGUUUCCAUCGCUAAUAUAUUCAAGUUCUUGUGUCACACAGUAUAGGAACUAGUAAGACAUUCUGAAUGUAAGUAAAUACAUUCACUGAUUUUAAUAAUGAUAAAAGCUUCUAAGUUGUCAAUGUAUUUAUAAAGUAGCAAUAUGAAUUUCAUUACACUGUCAAUUACAUGUAAUAUGAACAGUAGUUAAUGUAGUUUUUCUAUUGUAUACCCCAUGUUUAAUACAAGCAAGCAGUAGAUGUUUAAAGCAUGUUUUCUUCAUGACAAUUUUAUUUUUUAUUUCAUAGCAUUGUUGAGAAUUUGUAAUUUGUUAAAGUCAUCAUUUUGAUCUCUCUUCAGUGAAUUAAAAUAUCCAUUUUAAAGUUACAUGUUUGAAAUGUAACGAAGUGUAUUUUUAUGAAGCUAUAAAAGAUUAAAGUGAUUUUUUUCAGUUGAUUAAUUGUAAUGUAAUUUUGUAUAUAAUUAUGGCAUUAAAUGAAAUUGAGGAAAACUUGUUUUUAUGAAUGAGAUAUGGCAUAUGAGGUGCUUGUUUGUAUGUGCUGGUGUACAUAUCUCCAUAUCUUUCAUAGUGUUUGUGUACUAUAUUUAUAUCCGGUAUACCAUUGUGAUGUCAUGCAUUGGUGUUUAUGAUUUUUUUUUCCUGUACAUUGAAGUUUCAAACCAUGAUGUACAUGAAGCAGAAUAAAAUACUGAAAGAAAGAAA